UUUUGCCAGUGGUGGGCCGGCGAAUGAAGCUGAAACUCACCCCACAUUAUCUCUAUCUCUCUCUCUCUCUCUCUCUCUCUCUCUCUCUCUCUCUCCCUAUGAGCUUCUUCGUGGUCUCCUUCUGAUCCCCACCAAAAAGAUAUGGGUGGAAACAGAGACCGCCAUGGCCGCCGCCGCCGCCGCCGCCUCCUCUCCCUCUUCCCGUUGAUCUUGUGCCUGCUGUCGCGUCCGUCUGAGGCCGGCGCGCCGGGCGGAGAAGGCGGGGGGACGCCCGUUGUCAUCGGGUACGGAUACGCGGUCGGAUCGGAGACCAUUGACCCGUCGGGAACGACGUUGACCGCCGAGCUCCGCCUCAUCAACAGGACCGCCGUCUAUGGGCCCGACGUCGAGCAUCUCCGCCUUGUUGCCAGCUUCGAAGCGGGCGGUCGUCUUCGAGUCCGAAUCGCAGACGCCGACCACCGGCGAUGGGAAGUCCCCGACGACCUCAUCCCUCGCCGAUCUCCCUCCCCUCACCGCCGCACUCUCCCCCAGAAAACCCUAGCUCCGCCGCCGCCGCCUUGCCGCUCCCAAUGCCGCCUCUCCGCCGUCGCAUCCUCCGACCUCGUCUUCGACCUCCGCAACACCACCCCCUUCUCCUUCGCCGUCUCCCGCCGCUCCUCCGGCGACGUCCUCUUCGACACCUCAGCCUCCGAUCCCUCGGCCUUCCUCGUCUUCAAGGACCAGUACCUCCAGCUCUCCUCCUCCCUCCCUCCCGGCCGCUCCUCCCUCUACGGGAUCGGAGAGCACACGAAGCCGUCGCUCCGGCUCCUGCCCAACCAAACCCUUACUCUCUGGAACGCCGACAUCGCCAGCGCGAACCUCGAUGUCAACCUGUACGGGUCGCAUCCGUUUUACAUGGACGUCAGGUCGUCCGUGGGCGGCCGCGGCCGCCGUGGCGGAGGAGUUGGGGCGGGCACGAGCCACGGCGUUCUGUUGCUGAACAGCAAUGGCAUGGACGUGGUGUACACUGGCGAUAGGAUCACUUACAAGGUGAUCGGUGGUGUGUUGGAUUUGUAUUUCUUCCCCGGGCCGUCGCCGGAGGCAGUCAUGGAGCAGUACACCGAGCUCAUUGGCCGGCCGACCCCAAUGCCAUACUGGUCCUUCGGAUUUCAUCAAUGCCGGUAUGGUUACAAGAAUGUCGCAGACUUAGAGGGCGUGGUAGCUGGUUAUGCAAAAGCUGAUAUACCAUUGGAAGUUAUGUGGACCGACAUCGAUUACAUGGAUGCAUAUAAAGACUUCACUCUUGACCCUAUCAAUUUUCCAGUGGAAAAGAUGAAAGAAUUUGUCAGCAGCCUUCACAAGGACCGUAAAAAAUAUGUCCUGAUACUUGAUCCAGGCAUUAGUGUGAACGAGACAUAUGGGACCUACAUCAGGGGGAUGCAAGCAGACAUCUUCAUUAAACAUGAGGGAGUCCCAUACUUAGGUGAUGUUUGGCCAGGGCCAGUGUACUUCCCUGACUUCCUUCACCCAUCCAGUGAGAGUUACUGGGGUGGUGAGAUAAAGAGGUUUCAUGAUGUUCUUCCUUUUGAUGGCCUGUGGCUCGACAUGAAUGAGCUGUCCAACUUCAUAACUUCUCCGCCUCUUCCUUCCAUUCUUGACAAUCCCCCCUACAAAAUCAACAAUUUAGGAGUUCAUCGGCCAAUCAACAACAAUACUACUCCUGCGACAUCAUAUCAUUUUGGCAAUAUUUCAGAUUACGAUGCUCAUAACCUUUAUGGACUCCUGGAAGCCAGAGCAACAAACAAGGCCUUAGUCAAUGUUACUGGUAAAAGGCCAUUCAUUCUCUCGAGAUCAACUUUUGUGAGCUCUGGCAAGCACACUGCACACUGGACUGGGGACAAUGCCGCGACGUGGGAUGACUUGGCUUACUCAAUUCCUGCAAUUUUAAAUUCUGGGCUUUCUGGAAUUCCAAUGGUAGGAGCUGAUAUAUGUGGUUUCUCUCGAGACACAACUGAAGAGCUCUGCAACCGAUGGAUUCAGCUUGGAGCCUUUUAUCCCUUUGCAAGAGACCACUCUGAAAAGAACUCUAUUCGUCAAGAGCUCUUUCUUUGGAAAUCAGUCGCCACUUCCGCCAAGAAGGUGCUCGGGCUUCGUUAUCGCUUGCUCCCAUAUUUCUAUACCUUGAUGUAUGAGGCAAAUAGGAAGGGGCUGCCCAUUGCCCGACCCCUAUUUUUCUCAUUCCCUGAGGAUACGAUGACUUACAAUAUCAAUUCCCAAUUCUUAAUUGGUAAGGGUAUGAUGGUGACUCCUGUACUAAAAUCAGGUGCCCAAACCGUGGAUGCUUAUUUUCCGAGUGGAAAUUGGUUUGAUCUCUUCAAUUACUCAAAUUCAGUGAGUACAGCUUCAGGAAUGAAUGUGAUGCUCAAUGCGCCGCCUGAUCAUCCUCAUCUUCAUGUAAGGGAAGGUAAUAUAUUGGCCAUGCAAGGAGAGGCCAUGACUACGGAAGCAGCUCGGAGAACACCAUUCAAGCUGUUAGUUGUGGUUGACAGCCAUGGGAAUAGCACAGGACAAGUGUUCUUGGACGAUGGAGAGGAUGUCGAAAUGGGAGGGGAAGGAACUAAGUGGACUCUGGUGAAGUUUUAUUGUGAGAAAACAGGGAAUGGUGUUGUUGUCAGAUCAGAAGUUGUUAAUGGGGAAUUUGCUCUGAUUGAGAAGUGGGUAAUUGAUAAGGUGACAAUUAUAGGAUUGAGAAAAGGAACUAGAAUGACGAGAUUGAGAGGGCAUGGAUUAUCCAAUGAUGUAGAAGCAACAUCCGGACAGAGAACGAUGAAAACAAUGGGAAAAUCGAGUGAUGGUGGAAAGUUUGCGAUUGCUGAAGUCUCAGGAUUGUCACUUCAACUGGGGAAGACAUUCAAGUUGGAAGUGAAAGUGCGCCAAUCCUAAGAGCGUUAUCAGAAGAAAUUGGUCAGGGUGUAAUAAAGAACGAAAGCAUUUCUCCAAUAAGUUUGUGUGUUUCCAAAAUGAAAAGGCACACAGGUAUCAAGCCACGUCUUUUCCAUCACUAGCUCUUUCUUUUUUCCCUAUUUUUAUGGGAGGGUGCAGCUUCUGAACUGGCUAAGAUCUCUGAAUAAAAUUUCUUCUUAUGUUUUGUCAAGAGAGAAUGAAACAAAUGGUCUUAAGUUUUGA
Eucalyptus grandis is the source of this 3165-nucleotide messenger RNA. Its product is annotated as alpha-glucosidase-like. Gene Ontology annotation, molecular function: hydrolase activity, hydrolyzing O-glycosyl compounds; carbohydrate binding. The transcript has 5 exons. Bases 142 to 2922 code for a protein of 926 amino acids. Gene Ontology annotation, biological process: carbohydrate metabolic process. NCBI's taxonomy places the organism in Eukaryota, Viridiplantae, Streptophyta, Magnoliopsida, Myrtales, Myrtaceae. The record is from RefSeq and is a predicted model, not a curated record.